AUGCAUUUAGAACCGAUUAAUGGGACUGGCACGCCUGUGCCCGAUGGUGUCAACCAGCGACAGCCGGAGGAGGAGCAGCAGCAACAGCAGGAGCAGCAUGAGGAAAACCUUGGCGAUGCGCCGUCGAAGCUGGCCAUUAUCGGCAUGGCCUGUCGACUUCCAGGUGAGGUGACGACACCAGACGAACUAUGGGAACUAUGCUCUCGAGCCCGAAGCGCCUGGUCACCAAUGCCGAAGAGCCGAUUCAACGCCGAAGCAUUCCACCACCCAAACCCAGACCGACCAGGCUCAUUCAACCCAACAGGAGCGCACUUCCUACACGAAGACGUCGGACUCUUCGACGCGCCAUUCUUCAACAUAACGCUCCAAGAGGCGCGCUCCAUGGACCCGCAACACCGCAUCAUGCUAGAAUGCGUGUACGAAGCGUUUGAAAAUGCCGGCGUCUCGAGCCAGUCCAUUACUGGCGCGGAUAUUGGCGUUUUUGCGGGUGCUUCGUUUCCGGAUUAUGAGGUUAACAAUACGAAGGAUGCGGAUGCUAUUCCCAUGUAUGAUUCGACGGGGACGUCGGUUGCGUUGCAGUCGAAUCGUAUUUCUUACUACUUCAAUCUGCAUGGGCCUAGUAUUACUGUUGAUACGGCUUGUUCGUCGAGUUUGACGGCGUUGCAUUUGGCGGCGCAGAGUAUUAGGAAGGGGAGUGUUCGAUGGCGGUUGUUGGGGGGUGUCAUCUUAAUCUUGUCCCUGAGAUAUUCGAGUGCUGAUUGGAAAUAUAGAUUGCUCGCUGAUUCGGGUCGAUCUUAUGCUUUUGAUAAUAGAGGUACUGGGUUCGGUCGUGGCGAAGGAGCUGGAUGCAUCGUUUUAAAGGACCUUGAGGAUGCUCAAGCCGCUGAAGAUGCCAUCAGAGCUGUCAUUGUCAAUACCGGAAUCAACCAGGAUGGUCGGACAAGAGGUAUCGCAAUGCCUAAUGGGGAGGCCCAGGAGGCAUUGAUUCGAGCUGUCUACAAGGAAGCAAAAGUCGACCCCGCCAAUACCGGAUUCGUCGAGGCACAUGGGACUGGUACCAAAGUUGGCGACCCACUCGAGGCCACGGCCCUGAAUGCUGUCUUUGGAAAAGGACGCACGCCAAAACAGCCGUUACUUAUUGGUUCUAUAAAGUCAAAUAUGGGCCAUUUGGAAGGGUCCAGUGGUAUAGUCGCGGUUAUCAAGACGGCCUUAAUGCUGGAGCGCGGAUUUGUCUUGCCGAACUGCAAUUAUCAAAAGACGAAUGAGGAGAUCCCAAUGGAGCAGUGGAACAUGAAGGUUCCGAAAAAGCUGCAGCCCUGGCCCCGGGGUAAAAACUACGCAAGCGUGAACAACUUCGGCUUUGGCGGGACCAAUGCCCAUAUUGUCAUGGAGCGUGCCCCUCGCCACAAAGGUCUAGGAUCAGAGAAUACGGAUCCGCUCAAGAGGAAGGUGUUUGUUGCAUCCGGUAACGACAAGAAGGCCGCUCUCGAUACAAUCAAACAACUCGCAACAUACAUGGAUCUAAACCCGUUCAUCUUUAACGACAGUCUAAUGGAUAAUUUGGCCUACACUCUGGGCCAGCGACGCAGUUUCCACCCAUGGCGCGUGGCCGUCGCAUCUUCGCACAAUUCGGACCUUAGCGCAUCCUGGGCGAAAAUCCCAGAGCCUGUUCGCUCAUCCCGUGAGCCAUCGAUCGGCUUUGUGUUUACUGGCCAGGGUGCCCAAUGGCAUGGCAUGGGCAAAGAGCUUCUGAGCACGUAUCCCAUUUUCCGGAAGACGAUGCAGGAUGUGGAUACUUGCUUGAAAUCUCUCGGGUCAACUUUCUCUAUCAUUGAUGAACUCCUUUUAGAAGACUCAACGGCCAGCAAGAUUUCCGCCGCCUACAUGAGCCAGCCGGCAUGUACGGCAGUCCAACUCGCUCUGGUAGACCUUCUGUCGUCAUGGGGAAUACAACCCAAGGCAGUUGUGGGUCAUUCUAGUGGAGAGAUCGCUGCCGCAUACGCUGCCGGUGUCUUGACUCUGGAAGAGUGUGUGCGGGUGGCAUACUGUCGAGGCGUGGCUGCCAACAUCGUUGCCAACGAUGACAGUAUCCAUGGUGCCAUGUUGGCUGUUGGUGCUAAAGCUUCUGAUAUUCAGCAGAUCCUGGACGCCAUUAAAGGAAAGCGAGCGGUCAUUGCAUGCGAGAACAGUCAUACCAGUGUGACUCUUUCUGGCGACAAGGACGUCAUUUCAAACCUCCAGGUCGCCUUGGACAAGGAAGGAAUAUUCACUCGUAUGCUUCACGUUGACGUCGCUUACCACUCUCACCACAUGAAGAGCGUAUCUAAGCAGUACCUAUCACUACUUGGAAAGAUUGCACCCAAGCCAUCCCGAGUCUCGUUCCACUCCACAGUGUAUGGCAAACUUGUCCCGGGAACUGUCCUUGAUGGCUCUUACUGGGUUGAGAAUCUUGUUUCACGAGUAGAAUUCGUCAAAGGAGUGGGGAGCCUGCUCAACACCGAGGAAUCUACAGGACAGAUCGAUACGCUGGUCGAAAUCGGUCCCCAUCCUGCGCUACAAACACCCACGAAAGAUAUUGUCCAUACUCACGCCCCCAACCGCAACAUGCAGUUUGAACAUACUUUGAACAGAAAGCUCGACGCCAUAGAAGCAGUUCAGAACCUGGCAAUGUCUCUGUUUAACUCUGGAAUGAUGACUCUCAACUUCCAGGAGAUCAACUUCCCAAAUCUGAAUACCUGCGAACGGAAGCCUGCCAUCUUGACCAAUCUGCCCAAAUACCCCUGGAACCACUCGGAAAGGUACUGGAUAAAUGCCAGGCUGUGUGAUAACCUCUACCGACCUCAAUUUGCCCGCAACGAUAUUCUCGGCAAGCUCUCCAUAGAAAACAUUGAUUUCGAGCCUCGAUGGAGGAAUCUUAUCCGGGCAGAUGAUCAUCCGUGGAUCAGACAGCACCGCGUUCACGACAGCAAUGUAUAUCCCAUGACUGGUUUCUUGGCCAUGGCCAUGGAAGCAAUCUCACAACAAGCACAACUACACCACUUGACCCCUGGAAAGAUUGAGCUCCGCGAUGUAUUCAUCAGUCGAGUCCUUCCGAUUCCUGACAAUGCGACUGUGGAGACAAUGUUGAGUCUGCGCCCUGUGCGACCUGAUGCUCCAGGAAGAGCUAUUCUCGGCUGGCAUGAGUUCAAAGUCUUCUCCUGGGCUGAAGGGAGAGGCUGGGAUCAACAUGUCAGUGGUUUCGUCAUGGUGCAAGAAUCCAAAGAAGCCAACCCUGUGAGCGGUUCCCGGGAAGAACUGGAAGUUGCCGGCAUCCUUGAAAAUACGGUGCAGCAGAUAAACUCUUCUUGUGGAACGACUGUGAAUACCGACACCCUCUAUGAAAAUAUUUCCAGCGGCGGUAUUCACUAUGGUCCUCUAUUCCAAGGCCUGAAGAAUAUUUCUGUCAACACAACGAAGGGAGCUGUUGCCACGAUUGACGUCCCAAAUACCAAGGAGUGCAUGCCCCAUGAACAUGAAACCGACUGCAUCAUUCAUCCUGUGACCCUUGAUCUCUGCACCCAAACAAUGUGGCUGCUUCAAGGGUUUGGCGAGCCAGGACCACAUGUGACAUAUGUUCCUUCGCAUGUGAAGCACGUCUCUGUAUCACUGAACUCCAAGAUUGGUCACGGGGCUACGCUAAAUGUAUACGGAUCUCAGUUCGGCGUAGAGUCAGCCAGCAGGCCUCUGAAUAACCGAAUCUUCGCCACUCACUCUGAUGACCCCUCAAAGAUCGCGGUUGAAAUCGACGGCAUCACUCUGGUCCCUAUUUCGAACGAUAUCAAGGGGUCAACGGACAAUGCGCCAAAUCAAAUCUGCUACAAGCUUCACUGGGAGCCAUGUUUCGAAUUUCUGUCGGAGGAUACCUACCGUCAACUCCCGCGACCUGAUGUCAGUGACGGUGGGAAGGGUGUUCAGAGGAUGCACCAGCUCGACCGAGUUGCAGAGAACUGGCUGCGACGCAUGCUGCGAGCUGUCCCCGAAGAUCAAUACCCAUCUCUGCCUCAUCAUCUACAAAGAUUCUAUCGUUGGGCACAGCAAACAUGCAGAGAGGCAGACAUCGCGGAAGACUUGCCCGCAGAAAUCGUCGACCAGACACGCAAUGCGAACGGUGCCGGUGAAUUCAAUUGCAAAGUUGGAGAGCUACUUCCCCAGAUCCUGCGUGGUGAGGUUGAUGCGCUUACCCUCAUGCUUGAGGAGGAUCUACUCAGUAAAUACUACGAGGACCUCGAUGGUCUCCGCGAGGCGUAUGCAAAUGCUUCGGUCGCUAUUGACAAAAUCGCCCAUCAGAAUUGCGACAUGAAUAUCCUGGAAAUCGGUGCUGGAACAGGAGGAGCCACAAUGCCGAUUCUGAAGAGCCUGGGAGGCAACGAGCCUGGGUCAACUCCCCGGUUUGGACACUACACUUACACCGACAUCUCCCCUGGAUUCUUCGAGAAGGCAAAGUCCAAGUUCGAGGACUGGGGUCACCUUAUGACUUACCAGACCUUGGACGCUUCUACUGAUCCUGUUGAUCAGGGCUUUGAGCUUGGAUCGUACGACAUGGUUAUCGCUUGCAAUGUUCUCCACGCUACGCCACAGAUUAACGAGACUAUGGCUAAUAUUCGCGCUUUGUUGAGACCCGGUGGUAAGGUUAUGUUGAUUGAAGAGACUGCCUCCAAACCCCGCCAUUUCCCCUUCGCUUUGUUGCCUGGAUGGUGGCUAGCCAGUGACGAGGUCCGCCCUGAUGGGCCCCUUCUGACUCGUGAAGGAUGGAACGAUGUUAUGAAGGCGAAUGACUUUUCUGGAGUCGAUCUUUGCGUCGAAGAGUACCCGGGAGCUUCUUUCCAGUCUGGUUGCUUGAUAAUGUCGACUGCCAAUGGUCCUGUCGCCGGCCCUACAAACCCCGGAGAUAUCGUCAUCGUGGGAGGUGAGAACAUUGGAAGCCUUUCCUUCUUGAGUCUUGAGGCCGGCCUAGCCGAUUCAACUGGCGUGAAGCCGACAAUUGUGUCUGACUUGGAAUCGGUUGACGUGUCUGGAAAAUGGUGCAUCUUCCUCGCUGGCAUGGAUCAGUCAUUGCUGUCACACCUUACGCCUGAGAAGUUCCAAGAGUUCCAACGGCUCAUGAGUCGUGCUCGUGGUCUUCUAUGGAUUGUCCGCCACACCAAGCUUGAUAGCCAAUCGCUCGGAGCAAACAUGGUUGUUGGACUGGCUCGCACGGUUCGGUCAGAGACCGGCUUGCCUUUCGCAACGCUCGACCUGGGAGAAAAGGAGAGCAUGUCGGAUGCUCAAGCUGUUCAUCAUAUGCUGGAUGUUUUCAAGGGCGUCUACUGCCACAAGUCGCAACUGAUGCAGAGUGACAUGGAAUUCGUUGUCCGGGAUGGUCACGUCUGUGUUCCUCGUCUGAUCGACAACCAUCAGCUGAAUAUCAGCGUUCAACAAGAAACAGCCGACGCACCACCAGCCUUGCAACUAUUCAAGCAAGCGGAUCGUCCACUCCGUCUCACUGCUGGAGACAGCAGAACUUUGGAUGAGAUGUACUUUACUGACGAUGAUGCCCGGAACGACCCACUUCCCGCAGAUUACGUUGAGAUCAGAGUCACUUGCACAGGUCUGAACUUCCGCGAUGUUCUCAUGGCGAUGGGCCAGCUUCGUGGAGAUAAACUUGGGCAGGAGUGCAGUGGUGUUGUCUCGAAGGUUGGUUCAGCAGUGACCAAUUUCGCCACGGGAGACCGAGUCUGCGCCAUGUCGCCGGGCUCCCUAUCAACAUACACGCGUUGUGCAGCAUCAUGUGCAUGGGUCAUCCCAGACAAUAUGUCAUUUGAAGUCGCAGCUUCAAUUCCAGCUGUUUUCUGCACUGCAUACUAUUCUCUUGUUGACCUGGGCCGUCUGGUUCAAGAUGAGAGUGUUCUCAUCCAUGCAGCAGCCGGCGGUGUUGGCCAAGCCGCAAUUAUAAUUUCCCAAAGCAUUGGCGCUAAGAUUUAUGCAACAGUCGGCAGUGCAGAGAAGAAGAAAUUCUUGAUGAACACAUACAAUCUCAAGGAUGAGCAGAUCUUCUUCAGUCGUGAUACCUCGUUUGCCGAGGGCAUUCGCCGUGCCACUGGCGGAGAAGGCGUGGACGUUGCUCUGAACUCUUUGAGUGGUGAUGCUCUGCAGGCUACAUUCGAGUGUAUUGCGCCAUUUGGACGAUUUAUCGAGCUUGGCAAGCGAGAUAUCACAACCAACUCUCGGCUUGAGAUGUCUCACUUCAAUGAGAACGUUUCGUUUGCUUCAGUGGACUUGGGUAUUGUGAGAGAAAAGCGACCCAAGCUUCUGAAGCGCCUCUUCCGUAAUUCUUUCCAGAUCUUCGCCAACUCCAGAGCUCAGUCGCGCUGGCCUAUCACUACACUACCGAUCUCCGACGUGGAAGCUGGCUUCCGUGCUCUGCAAGGAGGACAAGUUAUUGGCAAGAUGGUUGUCUCGAUCACGAAUGAGUCCAAGGUCAAGGUAUACCCGGCGCGGAGAGAAGAAAAGCUUCUUCGACCAGACGCUACCUACAUCGUUGUAGGUGGAACUAGUGGAAUCGGUCUUGAUAUUGCCAGCUGGAUGCCACAAAAGGGUGCUCGUCACAUUGUACUGGUAUCUCGAAGUGGCGCGGCAACCGAGAUGGCACAGAACACGAUCCGCGACCUGGAAGGACAAGGUGUUACGGUUGACGUGGCUCGCUGUGACAUUUCAAGCCAGCAAAGCGUCGAAGAGAACCUGUCUGCGCUCCUCGCUGAGCUACCUCCAGUUCGAGGUGUUGUAUACGGUGCGAUGGUUCUUCGAGACAUGCUUUUCGAAAAGCAAAGCUUCGACGACUACGAAACAGUCAUGAAACCCCGAGUUCACGGCAUUUGGAACUUGCAAAAUACCCUGCAGAAUCUGGAGAAAGGUAACCUCGACUUCUUCGUCACACUUUCUUCAGCCGCCAGUUUUGUCGGAAACAUGGGUCAGGCAGCAUACGCAGCCAGUGGCACAUUCAUGGCAGCCCUCGCCCAAUACUCGCAAACCUCGAACAUUCCCUGCACGACAAUCGAUCUCCCUGUCGUCCGUGGCAUCGGCUAUCUCUCCGACGACAAGAAACGCGAGCAAAUUUCCUCCCAACUCGGAACUGAAUCCGUCUGUGCGGCCGAGAUUCGCGGCCUUGUUGCAGCUGCCAUCCGCAAGGAGAUGCUGGAUACCUGCGCCGGCCACUGCGUAGUAGGAUUCGACGGCGUCAAGAAAUACCCCGCGAGCGAACAGCCAUUCUGGGUCAACGACACGAAGCUCUCGCACUUGCUCGCGUGUCUACUCUCGCUGGCGCAGUCCAAUACCGAGAUCUCACCUGCAUCCGCGAUUCGUCAAUCCCGUGGCCGUGAGAGUGCUGUAGCCGUCACUGUCAACGCUCUUGCGCAGAAAAUCUCAAGUAUCCUCAUGCGUCCUAUGGAGGAGAUGGAUCCUUCAGCGCCAAUUUCGGUCUACGGUCUUGAUUCAUUGGUUGCGAUUGAAAUUAGAAACUGGAUUACUCGGGAGUUGGAGGCUAAUCUUCAGAUUCUUGAGAUUCUGACGAGCGAUUCCUUGCCUGCGCUUGCCGAACAUAUUUUGAGAAAGUCGGGUAUUCUUACCGCGGAGGUGAAGUCUGAGUGGGGGUUGGAUGUUGCUGAAGUACGGAAUGGCGUUGAGUGA
Messenger RNA from Penicillium manginii, 7701 nucleotides. Its product is annotated as type I polyketide synthase. Lineage: Eukaryota; Fungi; Ascomycota; Eurotiomycetes; Eurotiales; Aspergillaceae. The record is from RefSeq and is a predicted model, not a curated record. Gene Ontology annotation, molecular function: 3-oxoacyl-[acyl-carrier-protein] synthase activity; oxidoreductase activity; fatty acid synthase activity. Gene Ontology annotation, biological process: secondary metabolite biosynthetic process; fatty acid biosynthetic process. The coding region runs from base 1 to 7701 and encodes 2566 amino acids. The transcript has 7 exons.